Messenger RNA from Chenopodium quinoa (quinoa), 1750 nucleotides. RefSeq names its product 7-deoxyloganetin glucosyltransferase-like. Gene Ontology annotation, molecular function: UDP-glycosyltransferase activity. The transcript has 2 exons. NCBI's taxonomy places the organism in Eukaryota, Viridiplantae, Streptophyta, Magnoliopsida, Caryophyllales, Amaranthaceae. The record is from RefSeq and is a predicted model, not a curated record. Bases 1 to 1587 code for a protein of 528 amino acids.
AUGAAAAACGUUACAAUAAUAUAUCUUCACCCAUAUAACUCCUAUAAAAGGAGAAAGAUCAAACGUAACACAACUUGUCUAAUCUUCUUCGAUCGAUAUAAGCUUAAACAAUAUAACAUAGCUUUAAUAUCAGGAGUUGAUGGACAAAAACCCCAUGCUGUAUGCAUCCCAUACCCCCUUCAGGGUCACAUUAACCCUAUGCUACAGCUAACAAAAAUCCUCCACUUUAAAGGAUUCCACAUUACAUUCGUAAACACCGAAUAUAAUCACAAUCGCCUACUGCGAUCCCAGGGACCUGAGUCCCUGGCUGAUCGCCCAACAUUUCGUUUUAGAACCAUACCGGAUGGUCUGCCCCCUACUGAUGCUGACUCCUCUCAGGAUGUCCCUUCUCUGUGUGCCUCCACCGAGACCAACUGCCUUGAACCCUUUAAGGAGCUCAUCGCCGGCCUUAAUGAGGCCGGUGAUGUGCCUCCUGUGAGCUGUAUUAUAUCAGAUGGUGCCAUGUUUUUUAUGGUUGAUGCAGCUGUUGAGUUUGGUAUUCCUGAUGUUUUGUUUUGGACUGCUAGUGCUUGUGGUCUUUUGGGUUAUGCUCAGUACCAAAAGCUUAUUGACUUGGAACUUACUCCUUUCAAAGACGAAAACUUUGCUACAAAUGGAGAUCUCCAAACAGUCUUAGAUUGGGUACCUGCAAUGAAGGACAUCCGAAUGCAAGACCUCCCAAGUUUCGUAAGAAGUACUGAUCCUAAUGACCUUAUGGUUAGUUAUAUUCCACGACUAGUUAACGGGAUCAAAAGAGGAACCGCGAUCAUCUUUAACUCUUAUGAUGUGUUGGAACACGAUGUCCUUGAAGCUCUCUCCUCCGAUUUCCCUCCCCUUUACACCGUCGGUCCAUUGCAACUCCUCCUCGAAAACAUUGAAAGUUGCAAUGAAGAUGAAACUAAAGAAAUAUGUACGAGUUUAUGGAAAGAGGACACACGUUGCGUCGAAUGGCUCGACUCUUAUGAGCCUAACUCUGUUGUGUAUGUUAACUUUGGAAGUGUUACUGUUAUGACUAAUGAUCAAUUGAUUGAAUUUGCUUGGGGACUUGCUAAUAGUGAAAAACCUUUCCUUUGGAUUACUCGGCCUGAUUUAGUCAUUGGAGAUUCAGCUGUUCUACCACCGGAGUUUCUAGAAAAGACGAAAGAUAAGGGACUUAUUACAAGCUGGUGUGAUCAAAAGCAAGUUAUGACUCACCCCGCGAUUGGAGGGUUUUUGACUCAUUGUGGUUGGAACUCGACAAUAGAGACUUUGAUCAAUGGGGUGCCUAUUGUUUGUUGGCCAUUCUUCGCGGAGCAACAGACUAAUUGUUGGUUUUCUUGCAACGGUUGGGGGAUCGGGAUGGAAAUUGAUGUGAAUGUGAAGAGGAGUGAAGUUGAGGGACAAGUGAGAGAGUUGAUGGAUGGAGAGAAAGGGAAGGAGAUGAAGGAAAAGGUGAUGGAGUGGAAAAGACUAGCUCAUGAGGCUGUUACUGCUCCAAAUGGAUCUUCUUACAACAAUUUGGACAAGGUUAUCGAUGUCCUUCAAUCUUCACAAUAUAAAUUUGAUUGAACUCUACAACUUGUUAAAGGACUUUUUUUAUUGAAGAAUUUGAAUUACUAGCAUUUGUUUGUAUUUCAUUUUUAUUUUUGGUGAACAUUUGUUUGUAUUUUCUGUCUAGUGUGUAUUGCCUACAUAACACACAAUUUGAAGAGUUCAUUUUCUUAUUUUAAAA